AGCCGAGACAGGUAAAUGGCACGUGAUAAUGGCGUGCAGAGACUUCCUCAUACGAGGCUAAACAGCUCGGCGAUGAUAGAUGGAGGAGAUUUCAACGGUGCAAAGGCAUAUAAAGACAGUAAAGUCUGCAACAUGUUGACAAUGCAAGAGUUUCAUAGGCGUUUCCACGAAGAAACUGGCAUCACUUUCGCUUCCCUUUACCCUGGUUGUAUCGCGACGACAGGUUUGUUCAGAGAGCAUAUUCCUCUCUUCCGUUCACUCUUCCCUCCUUUCCAGAAAUACAUCACCAAAGGGUAUGUCUCCGAGGCUGAGGCUGGCAAAAGACUUGCUCAGGUGGUGGGUGAUCCAAACUUGACGAAGUCGGGAGUGUACUGGAGCUGGAACAAGACCUCAGCUUCAUUCGAGAGUCAGUUGUCUCAAGAAGCUAGCGAUGUUGAGAAGGCUCGUAGGGUUUGGGAAGUUAGCGAGAAGCUCGUGGGCUUGGCCUAAAACUUGAUUUGAGUCUCCUACCGUCUUUUAAGCUAAGUUACGAUGAGAAGCAAACAAAAGAGGAAACAUCGAUGAAGCCUGGGUAUCAACGUUGAGUUUUUGUGUGUGUUGGCUAAUUCUAUUUGUUGACAAACCAAAAAAAUCCUUUUAAAAAGAUAAAUAAAAAUUGCAGGGCCGUCUAA
Molecule: messenger RNA, 671 nt
Organism: Raphanus sativus (radish)
Lineage: Eukaryota; Viridiplantae; Streptophyta; Magnoliopsida; Brassicales; Brassicaceae
Product: protochlorophyllide reductase A, chloroplastic-like
Exons: 2
Coding region: 16-489 (157 amino acids)
Molecular function (GO): protochlorophyllide reductase activity
Source: RefSeq, a predicted model, not a curated record